This is a messenger RNA of Manduca sexta (tobacco hornworm), 1198 nucleotides long. RefSeq lists its product as uncharacterized. NCBI's taxonomy places the organism in Eukaryota, Metazoa, Arthropoda, Insecta, Lepidoptera, Sphingidae. Bases 157 to 1182 code for a protein of 341 amino acids. The record is from RefSeq and is a predicted model, not a curated record. The transcript has a single exon.
UGAGGCAAUGUCUGAGGUCAUUUCAUUUGUCAAAAUAUGUGUCAAUCUGUCAGCGGUAGUUUAUUGGUCUCUGGUCAGCGGUACCCAAUGGCGGUACCUAAUUCGGUGACAGUUAUCUUUUAUUAGUAAACAAAGGUUACCAAGUCUAAAGAGACAAUGAAUAAUCAAUUAAUAGAAAAAGUGAUAAAGACAAACAAUGGUUCCUGUCCAGAUUUCGUGUUCGCAAAUCCACUCCUUGACAGAAAUAUUGCCAGUGCACUUUCAAAAAGUUUCGUCCAAAUGUUUACCACUUCACGGCAAACUUCGAGUAUACAUAAUAAUUUACGGCACACUGUUCUAAAUAAUGUGCGAAAAAUAUGCAAAAUUGAACCAGAAAACCACUUGAAAAUUAGAGAAGACACAAUAGACAUUCUUUCCCAGUGUUACGUAGAAAAUAUUGAAGAAACCACGGAAAAUACGCAGUCAUUAGAGAAACAACUUGACGAUUUUUUGACAAGACGUAUGAGCGGAUUUAAUUGUACCCCAAAAAUAGAUUUAGCACCAAAUCCAGAAAUUGUUCAAGCAUUACUUAAUUUAAAUUUUUCACAUACUGAGGUUUUAAUGAAAAAUGUAUUAAACUGGAGUGUUGAUGACAAAACUUUAAAUAUACUAAAAUAUUUAUGGACUAGUAAAUUAGAAAAAGAAAAUAUUUAUGAUGAUUUAUCAGUUAAGAUAAAAUCAGAAAUUGAGAAAGAUUUACUACAUUUGAUUCAUUUAAUAAUCACUGACAGCAGGACAGAUAUUAGUCACAUAUUUGAUGAUUCUAUGAAACACCUUGUUUCAAAAUGUUCAAUAUCAAAUCAUUGUUUUCAAUUAUGUUGUGGAAUUAUGAAUAAUCUUUUCAUAACAACUAACUUUCAUCCUAGAAUUCAAUCAUUUAUAGAAAUAUUUUUAAACAAUGUUAAACUAGGCUGUACAAAACCAACCAUUUCAUUAUUAUAUCCCACUCAUCUUAGUCAGAUUGUCUUGUUAUUAGAUAUUGACAUAAACAAGCUCUCAGGAAUAACUAAAUCAAAAUAUGUCGAUGUGGUAAUUAAUUAUUUACAUGAUUUGUCUGAUAAAUCGGAAAAUGAUCUCAUAAUGCUACUAUGUCACUUUCACCAGUGGUUUGAGAUAUAUUUGGCAUCAAAGAAUUGUAAAUAAAAAUUUUACAUCACAA